Protopolystoma xenopodis is the source of this 831-nucleotide messenger RNA. The record is from the annotation of a GenBank genome assembly. Lineage: Eukaryota; Metazoa; Platyhelminthes; Monogenea; Polystomatidea; Polystomatidae.
UUCUCGACACUACCAAAACAAGAGCCUUUAGACAACUCCGAGAGCUUUGCACAUACAGGCCCUUGGUUGCAGUCUUAUGAGGCUAGUAGUGAUUCUCCUUUUUUCAAUGAAACUCCUAACUCCGACGCUGAUGUCUUUGUCUCUCCAUUAUCAAAUUCUGCAAUCGAUACUCACAGUGCCAUUCGAUUUGGCGGUGACGUAGACGCUGAUAUUGACGAGGACCAAUAUGAAGAUGCUAGGAGUGAAGUUCUGUCUGGCUCUUUUAGUUGUACUAAUGAUUGUUUCGACCCGUUUGAACCUACUUCAUCUCCUUCACGGCCAGUUUUCGCUUAUGAAGAUGAUUCAGAUAGACAGGAGGAUGAUAAAACCAAUAGUCGUUUAGAAGAUGCCAAUGACCUGUAUGCCUCGUCUGCCAGUGAAGAUUCAUACAGACUUUUUGAAAGUCCAUCUUCAAAAAUGGACCAAGGCGAUCAAUUACUGGAGUUCCCCGAUAAGGACCUCCGGUUACCUUUGCGCGCAGCUUCCGCACAUUUGCUUCGUUCAGACUUGCCCUGCUUAGCAGCAACGACGUUAUAUCACGGUAAAAACAGUCGACCUGGCUCUGGUUCUGCCUCCGGAUCACGGUUUAUAGGUCGGCAUAGUUCAAUUCAAAUUGAGCAGGCUGGUCUGACGUCCGGAUAUUCUCCUCCCCUUGAUAUCGAUUCUCCUACAGUUUUGGCUGAGCUACCCAGACUAAUGCAAGUAGCCCGGAUAUGUGACGGCUCGUCAGAAUCUAUUCUCCGAAAAGAUGGCGAAACGGAUCAAUUUAUCAAUUGCCAAUUGCAGCUUUAA